CCUCUCGGUAGUCUCCACUGUCGCUUUGCAUCCCCCUCCCUGCGGAGCCGUCUUGGCCUGCCGGCACAUACGCAGGUGUAGCUUUGCUUGCACUUGGGUGUUGCUCUUUGAUUUUAGGUCUUUCUUUUUUGGAUCUCUUUUGAGGAGGAUAUGCCCUGAGCUAAACCAGCCAACGCUAGCCACCGAUAUCUAUGUCUGUCGCCUCAGAGACAAGAUAAAGAGGAUAGGGAGGAAACAAAAAAUACAUGGAUGAAUAAAUAAAUGGCACAUUUAUUUUAAAUUUCGUAAUAGCGGACAAACUUGUAGUUUCCGUAAUUCAAAGCUUGUUUAAUUUACCGAAAUCCUGGUUUUCCCAACUUUUUGGGUGACUUUGUUUUAUUUAUUUUGUGUCGGUUUUUUAAGACCUUUCAAGAUCGUUCUAAUCUUAAUUCAUUAAAGUUUGCUCGAAAUUCACAUAUGAUGUAAUGGUACCGCUCAGUAUUUGAUCUUUAUGUCACCAACCUUUACUUGUCUCAGGACGAACAACAGAACCACACAGGUGCUUUUUCUACCAUGUUCCUGACCGCUCUCUCUUUCUUUUCCUCUUCCUCUAAUCCUCUAAAGUUGUGCUUUCUCUUGCUUUGUUUUCCAAAUGUUUAAGAUAUGUUUUUUUUUCUUAAUAUUAAGUAAUUUUCAUUAUAUCAAGACUAUUUAGACUCAAGAAUGUGUUUUUCUCACAUUAAACCCUCAGAUUUAGUGUAUCUUAAUACUGAACAGAGCAGCCUUUGCCUUUUAUUUUUAAAUUGACUCAUAUGCAAUGCAGUACUUGUUUUGUAUCACUAUUCAAAACAAGUGAACAAGAUUUGGACUUGAGUCAGCAUUCUAGCUAAUUCUAGGACAUUAACUAAAUGUAUAUCGUCUCUGUUAAUUAAAUUAAUAAUAUAACCAGAUUACCAGGCAAGCAUUACCUUUCUGUUCCUAUGACUGCUGAAGGCACUGUAGUCAAGGCAACGCUCCCCGUAAAUUAAGGACUAUUUUAACAACAGCUAAAAUGGUUGACGACCUUAAGUGAAAUCACAAGUGGGAUUGUCCACCCAGAUGUGGACAAAGAUUGGAUUGAUCAAUCUCACCAGUUGGUACAGUCCACCAGGUAGGCUGGUAGACGGAUCCAUCUACCCAUCAUGCAUCUGGGUGGCGUCACUUGAGGAUGGAUUUAGAGAGAUUUGAUCCCACCUGGUGGUAAACCAUCAAACGGGGGGCCCUUAAAUGACCUCCAGCUGUGUUAUUCUUCCCUCCGCUCACCCACUCCCUCCCGAACCCAGGAUCAAGCCUCUAAGGACAAGGCCCUGCAGAACAUGGCCGCCCUGUCGUCGGCCCAGAUCGUCUCCCCGAACCUCAUCAAGAGCCACCUGCCCCCGCUGCCCCCAGCACCCUACCCCAACCCAGCCAGGUUCUGGCCUUCAUCAAUCCCAGGGCAGCCUGGACCUUCUCAGGAUCUGGUUCUAGAUCUCAACCACGGGAGGCAUCUGGGCCUUGGUCGCAACAGCCACGCUCUCAAACCUUUUCCACAGUCUCCCUACUCCAACCCGGGCCCUUUACCCCCACCCAUAUCAAACUACGAGCCCCUCGCCCCCCCGCCGCCCCCUGCGGCCACGGCCGUGCCCGUGUGGCAGGACCGAACCAUCGCCUCCUCCAAGCUGCGCAUGCUGGAGUACUCGGCCUUCAUGGAGGUCCAGAGGGACCCCGACAACUACAGCAAACACCUGUUUGUUCACAUCGGCCAGACCAACCCGUCGUACAGCGACCCCCUACUGGAGGCGGUGGACAUCCGGCAGAUCUACGACAAGUUCCCCGAGAAGAAGGGCGGCCUGAAGGAGCUGUACGAGAAGGGCCCGCAGAACGCCUUCUUCCUCGUCAAGUUCUGGGCGGACCUGAACAGCAGUGGCAUGCAGGACGGGCCCGGGUCGUUCUACGGCGUCAGCAGUCAGUACGGCAGCGCUGAGAACAUGACCAUCACCGUGUCGACCAAGGUCUGCUCCUUCGGCAAGCAGGUGGUGGAGAAAGUCGAGACGGAGUACGCGCGUAUGGAAGGGGGGAAGUGUGUGUACAGGAUCCAUCGCUCGCCCAUGUGCGAGUAUAUGAUCAACUUCAUCCACAAGCUCAAGCACCUGCCGGAGAAGUACAUGAUGAACAGCGUACUGGAGAACUUCACUAUUCUACAGGUGGUGACGAACCGGGACACUCAGGAGACGUUGCUGUGCAUAGCGUUUGUGUUUGAGGUGUCCACCAGUGAACACGGAGCCCAGUACCACGUCUACAGACUAGUCAAAGACUAACCCCCCCCCUCUUGUGAAGAGACCCCCAAAGUGUGACACAAACUCCCCCUCCGACGGCUCAGCCACCCAGGAAGCACCCAGACUCUCUUGUGUCGGACCUACAUCCAAACGUUUUUUUCCUCUUCAUCUACCAAAAAAAAAACUCCAACAAGAAAAUGUGGCGAUGGGUGCGGAGAAGGCAUUCUCAGCCAGGAGCAGCAUCAGCAAAAAAAUAUAUUUUAAAGAAUUGAGUUUUUAACGGUCAGCUAUAUAUUUUUUUUAGUUUUGAGACACAAACAGAUGAAGUACCUUAUCAACUAUGCAACGACAGCAGAUGGACACCAAAAUGUUUUUAAUCGAGGGAAUGAGGAAGUGUUGGGGUUUGCAAUGAUUCUUAUAGCAAUCAAGGGAAAACGCUAAGCAAUAAGAGUACGAAUGACGACGUCACAGAGCAAAGAGCAAAGCACCACAGAAGAAGAAACGUGUUUUUGUUGUUGUUGUCGUUGUGGUUGUUGGCGAUCCUACCAACAAUCAAAGACAGGACAAUAAGUGCCUUUUUUUCUCCAAAGAUUACAUCCUGACUCGCCACUUUGGAGCAUUUUUUAAUACUACCUCUUGUUUUUUUUGUAAGUAAACAGAAACAAGCCAGAUACAAGUAUAUUCUGUCAUUGAAAAAGAGGAUCCAUCGCCGUGCGUCGUUCUCAUAGACCCGCCACAGAGCUGUCGAGACCCCGGUCUCUCCCGGGCUCACACGGGGAAGAAAUUGAGUAUUUGUAUUUUUAUUUUUCCUUUGUGUGAGUUGUUUUACAAAAAUACAAUGAUGGAGUUAUACAGUCCAAAUGUACAUAAAAAGAAGAUUGAUUGUGUUGCCAAUUUCGCCAUAUCAUGUAGCCUUUCGUCUCAUCCUGUUUUGUUACACAGUAGAUAAUCAGGUCGUGCCAUAUUUAACUGGUGUAUUACAGUUUGGAAACGUCGUUCUAUUUGCUAGCCUUACUAUAAACCAUCCUUCCAUGCUCUUCCCCUGUGUUUAAAGGGCUGUUUUACAACCCGGUGCGAGACUUGCAAUCCAUUACAAGCCAUUUUCAAAACAGACCCUUUAGUGAUGUCACAAGUGGGAGUAUCCACCCAGAUGCAUGCUGGUAUGUUGACUAGAUCAGCCUACCAGUUACAGACCCUUUAGUGACGUCACAAGUGGGAGUAUCCACCCAGAUGCAUGCUGGUAUGUCGACUAGAUCAGCCUACCAGUUACAGACCCUUUAGUGACGUCACAAGUGGGAGUACUAUCCACCCAGAUGCAUGCUGGUAUAUUGACUAGAUCAGUUGGUUCGGUCCAACGGACAGGCUGAUCGUUUAUCUCCCAUCAUGCAUCGGGGGGGAGUGGCUUGUAAAGGGGAGUCAACGCCACAACCGGUGGCAAAAUAGGGCCCCUUUAACGACCCAUCACGGAACGGUGGCUGGACAACAGACAACGAGCGUCAUGAUCUGCCUUAUGACUUAUGUAGCCUAACUAAGAUUGUUUCUGUACUGUGAUGUGUGUCCACGGAUGCUAAAGGAAUACGUUGUUACAUAGGAGUAUUUCGUGGGGACUUACAUUCACGUUUUGUGAUUAACUUAAACACAGCACGGAGACAUCGUCCGCUCGAUGUGAUGAAAUACUAAACAGACAAACAAACGAAUAACGAAUAGUGUGUGGCUUGAGUGCCACAUACCGAGCCUUGAGGGACAAAAACCUUUUUAUUUUUUACUAACAUCUUUAUACAAGUGCUUAAUUUCAACGUGGGCGUAUUCGAGACGGAGAUAGUGUCUCUGUGCUGUGGCGUGUGACCAUUGAUUGUUAUUUAUAUAGGGGUUGGAAACGUGUGGUUACUGGUGAUGUAUUUGUACUCUUCUGCAGAUGUUAAAAGAAUCACAGAGCUGAUACCAAGGACAAAGGGCGGCCUCACUAGACACGCCAUGAUGUCUGGAGUGGGUGUGCUUGAAUCUAUAUUUACUCUAGAUAUUUAUUUAUCUAUAUAUAGACAUACACUGUCUUUAUAUAGAUGUAUAUAUAUAUAAAGUAUUUUAAAAAACUUCAAUUUGACUUUCCGUGACGUACCGGUGUUUCAGAAGCAUUACACAAUAGCACUCUUAUCAGUUUUCUAAAUGUUUCUUUUAUACAGACAAUUUUUUAUCAAAAUUAAUGUUUUUUUUGUUUUUCUGACUCCUGUUUUCUCUUGGACUUUCAGCGGUCGCCAUAUGCACCACUGAGAAUAACGUGUGAUCGUGUGGAUGUUGAUAAAGAAUGAGGAGCUCUCUAAUGUAUCCUGUUCAGAAGGGUGUAGGCAGUUUGUUUUUCUCGUUUGUUAAAUGGUGGUUUACUAUUGUUUCGGUUAUACCAUUGUGCAUUGCAAUUUUAUAUUUUCUGUUAUCUUCUAAAUAGGGAUUGUAAUCAAACAAAAUGUAUCUAACAAUAAAAGACGCAUUUGGGGCCAUUUGCCCCAGAAUACAUAAUAAAUGUGUUUUAAAAUUUGUUUUGUCCACUUUAUUUUCUGGAUCACUCUACCUCAACCUUUUCUAUGUAUUCUAGAGCAGACAUGCUAAUAAUAUUUACUGUAUUAUUGAAUAUAUGAAUAGCAGAAGCUCACCAAACUCCUAAUCAAGUUUUGGGCUAUGCACACAAUUUAUAUCUAAGGUCAAUAAGAUAUUAUCUCAAGACAGAGCUGUCUUGAGGAAAAGAGGGAUAGGGUCUGCUUUGGCGUGUGACCAUUGAUUGUUAUUUAUAGUGAGGUUGGUAACGUUGGUAACUGGGGAUGUGUUUGUUAUGUUGUGCAGAUGGUAAAAUAAUCAAUGAUAGC
Gadus chalcogrammus (walleye pollock) is the source of this 5128-nucleotide messenger RNA. RefSeq names its product transcriptional enhancer factor TEF-5-like. Gene Ontology annotation, biological process: positive regulation of transcription by RNA polymerase II; embryonic organ development; hippo signaling. Bases 1335 to 2315 code for a protein of 326 amino acids. The transcript is spliced from 9 exons. Gene Ontology annotation, molecular function: RNA polymerase II cis-regulatory region sequence-specific DNA binding; DNA-binding transcription factor activity, RNA polymerase II-specific. Gene Ontology annotation, cellular component: transcription regulator complex. The record is from RefSeq and is a predicted model, not a curated record. NCBI's taxonomy places the organism in Eukaryota, Metazoa, Chordata, Actinopteri, Gadiformes, Gadidae.